AUGUUAUCACCAUUAACACAAAAGCGACUUGCCACAGAAAUAAGAAAUAUUCUUAAUGAUCCACCUCCGUAUAUCAUAGCUAAACCAAAGGAAGAUAACAUUCUAGAAUGGCACUUCGUAAUAACUGGGCCUGAAAAUACACCAUUUAGUCAGGGUCAAUAUCAUGGUAUUAUGUUAUUUCCUAUUAUAUUUCCAUUAGGACCACCUUCGAUUUCAAUUAUUACUCCAAACGGUAGAUUUGCCUGUAAUACGACAUUGUGUUUGUCUAUGACAGACUAUCAUCCUGAUGAUUGGACUCCUGCGUGGAAAGUGCCAUCUAUGCUACUUGGGUUUUUAAGUUUUAUGACAGAUAAUGAACCUACCACUGGUUCCAUAGUUACUGAUGAUAGCACAAAGAAACAAUUGGCUAAGGAAAGUAAAAAAUGGAAUAAUGAUAAUAACCCAAUCUUCAAAGAUAUAUUUCCAGAUUUAGUUGUUGAAAAUAUUCAAUUUAUAAGACAACAAGAAGGAGAAGAAGAAGAAGAAAGAGCAAGAAUAAAUAAUAUAAAUGGUCCAAACAAUAAUGGGGAAAAUAAUCAUAUUACAAGAGAAACAGACCAAUUUUUUAAUGAUAUGUCUUCCUAUUAUAAUCCAUGA
Molecule: messenger RNA, 636 nt
Organism: Scheffersomyces coipomensis
Lineage: Eukaryota; Fungi; Ascomycota; Pichiomycetes; Serinales; Debaryomycetaceae
Product: ubiquitin-conjugating enzyme E2
Exons: 1
Coding region: 1-636 (211 amino acids)
Source: RefSeq, a predicted model, not a curated record